AUGCCAAGACUUCCAACCAAAAAUGAUCAGAUCAAUCUGCUUCGCAUGCAACUUGAAGCAGAGCAAAGAUCAUGUGCUAGUCUCCGUCACACCAUCAAGGCUAAGCAAGCUACCAUUGAAAGUACUCUUGCGCAGUUAAAGGAUGCGAAAGAAAGUCUGAUCCAAGCUAAAUCUACUUCACCUUUCAUGAGAAAACUUCCCAUUGAACUUCGUCUCAAGAUCUAUAAACUGCUCUUGGUCAAUCCUAAGUUGAGUGAAACUGAAUCUAUUGGCAAGGCUGUCGAAUAUGGAAAAUCUGUCAAGUUCGAACUUACCCCAGCAAUCUUAAGUACAUGUAAAGCAAUUCACAGUGAAGCGGAACCAAUUCUCUACGGCUCAAACACUUUCAUUAUCGAAUGCAUUGGUGGUUAUGGUCCAGUUGGCUCCCUUCAUGUCCCACAAUCCCCACUCACCAGAUUUACGGAUCCUAGCUUCGAUGAUUUUGAUGAUAACCCUUUUGAUUUCUCCGCAUUCAGCGCCUUGAAGAAAGUUAAGCGCUGGAGAAUACUCACUGGGGCAUACAGACCGACUCCAACAAAUCCAGUACCAGCAAAGUCUUUCGUUCACUUUUGUCAAGCGUUAUGUCAAGAAGCUCCAACACAACCGCAAAGAUCUCUCGAAAUCGUCCUUGCACUUGCGAGAGUCAAUACCGGUAUUGCUACGAUUAAGACUGAGGACACACAAUACAAAUUUUCACAAGAUCAACUGAAAUAUCUGCUUCAACCGCUGAGGCUCUUGAGAGACAUCAAAUUGGAGUUGAACAUUGCACAAUUCAAAACAGACUUACCACAAUCUACCCAUUUGUGUGGAGCUGGGCCUGAGUAUUACUUUCCUUAUAGCGAAGCCCAGACAGUCGAGGUCAAUCUCGAGAGAUCUAUGAAUUUGGCAUUGCCUAUCGUUCAGAAAUAUCAAGCUAUUGCGGAGGAUCUUUCACCCGUUGAAAAGGUAUUUAAGAUGUAUGAGCGAUUAGAGCGAUAUGUAGUGUCAUUCGAAAGAUCUGGAAAAUUCACAAUGGACUUGAUCACUUUGCAAAGAGGUCAUGAAGGUAGUAGGCGAGAAACUCGUCAUUUCGGUUGGCAACUUCCUGGUGCUUCUCUUGGUAACCCUUUCAAAUCUCGCUCUCCUUUAUCGUAUCAUCCAGUGGAGCUCGCCUUUUCUAAAGCCAUCAUAGCCAAAGAUAAGGAGGAUGUCACAGAGUUCAAAGCUGCUAGAGCUUCUAUUUUGAAAGAACUUGAUCCUCAAUACAGAAGAAUGGUCGAUGCAUCUAAGAAGUUGACAGCUUUCGUCGAAAAGGAGAGACUUUCAGGAGUAUUUCAUGAGUGUACUGGUUGUGGUGUAUUUCAUCAAUACGAAGAGGAUCCAUACGAGAGUACUCUUGGAGAGGAUCUGGAUCGCUACAUCUACGAACUCGAUAAGAUCGCCAGUUUAUUGAAUCGAACUAUGCCUGAUCAUAUUCAGAUUCAAGUACAGAAAGGAACCACAAUAAAGUUACGCUGGAUGCAAAAGCAAGACAUCGUUGUAAAGAGCCCUUUACAAAUUGCUAAAUGGACAAAGAGACUUAUUGAAGAUAUGUGGGAGCACUGUCAACGUAUUAGCUGGCACAGAGAGUGUCUUUUUAAGGAUGAUAUUACAGAUAUUGGUUGCAAAAUCAAUAAAAAAUUGGGACAAGGAUUGAUGGAACAAGAAUUGGAGUGGCUCGAAGGAUUUGAAAGUGAUGACGAGGAAUUUCAUGAAUUGCAUUAUGGAGAUUAA
Molecule: messenger RNA, 1791 nt
Organism: Botrytis sinoallii
Lineage: Eukaryota; Fungi; Ascomycota; Leotiomycetes; Helotiales; Sclerotiniaceae
Exons: 4
Coding region: 1-1791 (596 amino acids)
Source: RefSeq, a predicted model, not a curated record